CCACGCACUUGACCGACUCUCGGUCGACACGGGCGGGGCUCUGUGUCUGUGAAACUGAAUUACCGGCAGACCACAACUAAACUUACCCUGAGCCGAUAGCUUCUUCUCUGUGUGUGUGUGUCGUGCGCGCGUGGGAAUGUACUCACUUCUGCGUGGGGACAAUCAUAUGAACUGCUCUGCGAUGUCUUAACAUUGGAUUUUAUCAGCGAGAGCCUCAAGACGGAGAGACUUUGACAUCUGCAGCUGUUUAUUCUCUUGCGCCGCGCUAACGUUGGACAAAAUGAAAUAAAUAUACACACCCUCGAUUUUUUUUCUUCAUAGGGAUCUGGAGAUUUCAGCUGUUCGUUUUCCCCCUUCACGAAGUGCUUGAGAAUCGAGUAAGGCUGGCAGGUCUAGGGAGACGCAGGCAGCAUGGCUGAACUUAGACGCGACAGCACCAGCAGCCUGCAGCGCAAGAAGCCACCAUGGCUGAAACUGGACAUUCCCACUGCUCAGGUGUCUGUGGAUGAGGUUCCUGCUUUUGUUCCGCCGGUGAAGAGGCAAGGUUUCCACCGCAGUGCCAGUAUGCCAGUGGAGACGUCUCAUUUCCACUCUCCUCAACGGGACAUCAUCGACCAUCGGCGGGCAGCUUUCCAGCGCCAGUCUUCAAUCACACAAACCAUCAAGAGCAGCAGGAGGGUGCACUUUGAGAGGAUUAACACUGUGCCCAUUAAGGGUCAUCGUGCAGGGCGGCAUGGGUUCAGACGGCAUCAGUCUCUCUCCAGAACCCUGCUCAGGGGCACGGCGGACUGGUUUGGGGUCAGUAAGGACGGCGACGCCACGCAGAAAUGGCAGAGGAAGAGCCUGAGACACUGCAGCCUGCGCUACGGCAAGCUGAAACCUCAGGUGAUCCGUGAGAUGGAGCUUCCCAGCCAGGACAACAUCUCCCUGACCAGCACGGAAACCCCACCGCCUCUAUACGUACCCUCAUCCCAGCAUGGCAUGCAGAAGAUUGUGGACCCGCUGGCUCGAGGACGUGCAUUUCGUAUGGUGGAGGAGGUAGAUGGAUACAGUGUGCCCCAAACACCCAUCACGCCCGGCGCUGCAUCCAUCUGCUCCUUCAACAGCUCACGCUCAGGCCUGAACCGCAUCCCGCGCAGACGCAAGCGCGAGUCUGUGGCCAAAAUGAGCUUCAGGGCAGCAGCAGCUUUGGUCAAGGGUCGCUCGCUGCGUGAAGGUACAUUAAGACGAGCUCACAGACGUAGCUUCACUCCUGCUAGCUUCAUUGAGGAAGAUGUGGUGGACUUCCCAGAUGAACUGGACACUUCAUUCUUUGCUCGGGACAUCAUGAUGCAGGAAGAGAUGUCCACCUUUCAUGAUGAGGUGUUUGAGUCUCCGUCAGACUCCACCAUGAAGGAUGUGGACAGUAAACAGCUGGAUGAGUCUGAACUAACAGGCAGCGCACUGGACAAGAGCGAGCUGGAGAAGAGUCACUUAAUGCUGCCUCUAGAGCGUGGCUGGCGGAAGGUGAAAGAGAAAACGCCGGCGCCCCCUAAAAUCAGACUGAAGCAGGAGGUGGUGAGUGUGAACGGUCAGCGGAGAGGACAGCGCAUCGGCCUCCCCGUCAAGAAGCUCUUCGCCAGGGAGAAAAGACCCUACGGAUUGGGCAUGGUGGGAAAACUGACCAAUCGGACAUAUCGCAAGCGCAUUGACAGCUACGUCAAAAAGCAGAUAGAGGACAUGGAUGACCACAGGCCUUUCUUCACAUAUUGGAUAACAUUCGUUCACAUACUCAUCACCAUUCUGGCAGUGUGUAUUUAUGGCAUUGCACCGGUGGGCUUCUCGCAGCACGAAACUGUGGAUUCUGUCCUAAGAAAUAAAGGCGUCUAUGAAAAUGUCAAAUUCGUGCAGCAAGAGAACUUUUGGAUUGGACCAAGUUCGGAGGCCCUUAUUCACCUGGGAGCCAAAUUUUCACCUUGUAUGCGACGGGACAACCAGGUACAUGAACUGAUUAAAAAAAAGCAGGAAUUGGAGAGAAACUCGGCAUGCUGUGUGCGAAACGACCGCUCGGGCUGUCUGCAGACCUCAGAGGAGGAGUGCUCCAGCACUUUGGCAGUGUGGGUGAAAUGGCCUCAGCAUCUCAGCGCCCCUCAGCUGGACGGGGUGGUCCGGCAGUUCGGCUCUGUGUGCCAUCAGGACCCCAGGACGUGUACUGAGCCGGCAUCAGUGUCUCCUCACGAGUGGCCUGAUGACAUCACCAAAUGGCCUAUAUGCACCAAAUAUAAUUCUGGGAACCACACCAAUCUGCCUCAUAUUGACUGUACUAUCACCGGCCGGCCGUGCUGCAUUGGCACUAAAGGGAGGUGUGAAAUCACAUCGAGGGAGUACUGUGAGUUCAUGAAGGGAUACUUCCAUGAGGAGGCAACCCUCUGCUCACAAGUGCACUGUAUGGAUGACGUGUGUGGCCUCCUUCCUUUCCUUAACCCGGAGGUCCCAGAUCAGUUCUACCGCCUAUGGCUCUCGCUGUUCCUGCAUGCUGGGAUUCUGCAUUGCCUUGUGUCGGUAUGCCUUCAGAUGACAAUUCUUCGAGAUCUAGAAAAGCUGGCUGGAUGGCUGCGGAUAUCCAUCAUCUAUAUCCUGAGUGGUAUUACAGGAAACCUGGCUAGUGCCAUCUUUCUACCCUACAGAGCCGAGGUCGGUCCAGCUGGCUCUCAGUUUGGCAUAUUGGCCUGUCUGUUUGUGGAGCUGAUCCAGAGCUGGCAGAUUCUGGCUCAGCCAUGGCGCGCCUUCACCAAACUGCUGUGCGUUGUGCUUUUUCUGUUUGCCUUCGGUUUGUUGCCCUGGAUUGAUAACUUCGCCCACAUCUCCGGCUUCAUCUCUGGCUUUUUUCUCUCGUUCGCCUUCUUGCCGUACAUCAGUUUCGGCCGUCUAGACAUGUACCGCAAGCGCUGCCAGAUCAUCAUCUUCCUGGUGGUGUUCCUAGGCCUGUUCGCAGGACUUGUGGUGCUCUUUUACGUGUAUCCCAUUAAGUGUGAGUGGUGCGAGCUGCUCACCUGCAUUCCCUUCACCGACAAGUUCUGUGAGAAGUAUGACCUCAACGCGCACCUCCAUUGAGGGAGAGGCGGGGCUUCAGGGACAGAGGGAUUCGAUUGGCCGUUAAUCUGCUUAUGCCAGACCCCCGCUGUCAAAGUGUUCGUCCAGAUGCACUUCGUCUCUCCAAAAUGAAGCCCUUUCUGUGAACGUGGACAGUAUGCUUGUGUUUUUUUCUACUCAACUUUGACCAUGAUUUUAGGAAUGAAGAACGCUUUAUAAUGUACCCUAAAGUUUUAUGUAGUCUCUCAAUAAGGGUGUCUGAUAAUCAUGCAAAAACAGGGUGACCCUCUGCCGGAAACGUUCUUUCACACUACAGUCUCAGAAGGCAGUGUCAAAAUAAAAGCACUGGUACACCAAACGGAGAACACCCAUCUUCUCCUAGUUGAUUGUUGUACUUGUAUUGUUUUAGCAUGUCAGGGGGUAGGUUUGUCUUUGUUUAGUCGACCUCAGAAUCCAGGGACGAAAAAAAAAAACUCUGUACCUUCGGUGCCUUGAUAAAUGUACCUACUACUGCCAUAUUUUCGUUACACGUUGAGCACUCAAAUGAUAUUCUUUUAUUUGUGUGUUACUUCUAAUGGAGUAAUGGUUGAUUGUGAAAGGGUAGUGUUUUAGCUACCCACUUUACUCACUUGUUACAGAAUACAGCUAAAAACAAUCUGCACCAAUGAA
This is a messenger RNA of Danio aesculapii, 3741 nucleotides long. It is a transcript of the gene rhbdf1a, whose product is annotated as rhomboid 5 homolog 1a (Drosophila). Bases 412 to 3093 code for a protein of 893 amino acids. Gene Ontology annotation, molecular function: serine-type endopeptidase activity. The transcript has 19 exons. Gene Ontology annotation, biological process: regulation of epidermal growth factor receptor signaling pathway; regulation of protein secretion. The record is from RefSeq and is a predicted model, not a curated record. Gene Ontology annotation, cellular component: endoplasmic reticulum membrane. Lineage: Eukaryota; Metazoa; Chordata; Actinopteri; Cypriniformes; Danionidae.